AUGCACGACCUGGAGAAGCCCCUGACCUCCUUGACGGACUACCGGCGACUGGGCAACUCGGGCCUGAGGGUUUCUCCGCUAUGCCUGGGCACGAUGACAUUUGGGACAAAGUGGGAGCGGCUGAUGGGGCAAUGCAGUCGGGACGCUGCUGAGGCCAUGUUCAGCACAUACGUUGACAAUGGAGGCAACUUCAUUGACACAGCGAACAAGUACCAAGAGGGUGAGACUGAAGAAUGGCUGGGGGACUUCCUGGCAAGGCAUGGAGGGCGGGACGAGCUGGUCAUUGCAUCUAAGUACUCGCUGCCCCUGCCCAUGGGCAAUGUCAACUUUGCUGGGAACCACAGGAAGAACAUGUUCCAGGCCCUUGAGGCCUCUCUGAAACGGCUCCAGACGUCCUACAUCGACGUGUACUAUGUGCACUUCUGGGACCACAGCACACCUGAGGUGGAGAUCAUGCGCGGCCUCGACGACCUGGUGCGCAGCGGCAAGGUGAUGUACGUCGGCAUCUCUGACACACCUGCAUGGGAGGUCGCACGCUGCAACACGAUCGCCGAGCACUUCGGCUGGACACCCUUCAUCUCGUAUCAGGGCAGGCACAACAUCGGCGAUAGGAGCAUGGAGAGGGAGAUCAUACCCAUGUGCAGGAAGCUGGGCCUGGGAGUAUGCCCCUGGUCGGUGCUGGGCGCCGGCAAGUACACUGGCAGGCACCAGAAGCCCGAUUCCAAGCUGGCGGGUGCGAGCGGCCGCAAGGGGGUCAAGAUGGGUGACAGAGAUUACAACAUCGUGGAAGAGGUGCUGGCCAUAUCAGAGGAAACCAAGAAGACGCCAACCCAGGUCGUCCUGAACUGGGAGCUCCAGCAGCCGGGCAUCUGCGCGCCCAUCCUGGGCCUGCGGAAGAUGAGCCACCUCGUCGACAACCUCAAGGCCAUGGAGUUCACGCUGUCGCCGGACCACAUCGGCCGGCUGAACGACGUGGCCAAAUUCGACCUGGGCUUCCCGCUGGACUUCAUCGGCACCUCCUACGAGACAUGCCCAUGGGUCAACUGGCAGGUGCCGGACGCGGAGUGA
This is a messenger RNA of Ostreobium quekettii, 1068 nucleotides long. NCBI's taxonomy places the organism in Eukaryota, Viridiplantae, Chlorophyta, Ulvophyceae, Bryopsidales, Ostreobiaceae. The record is from the annotation of a GenBank genome assembly.